Messenger RNA from Pteropus alecto (black flying fox), 5219 nucleotides. It is a transcript of the gene KIF3A, whose product is annotated as kinesin family member 3A. Gene Ontology annotation, molecular function: ATP binding; microtubule binding; microtubule motor activity. The transcript has 18 exons. Lineage: Eukaryota; Metazoa; Chordata; Mammalia; Chiroptera; Pteropodidae. The coding region runs from base 154 to 2262 and encodes 702 amino acids. Gene Ontology annotation, biological process: microtubule-based movement. The record is from RefSeq and is a predicted model, not a curated record.
CGCCUGCGCACAGCGCGCUCUCGCCCGAGGAGCCGCAGUCUCGGGGGCGACAAGGUAGUGUUUCGGUAAUCUCCCGCCAGCUUCUCCCGCGAACCCGGCGUGGUUGGCCUGCACCAUAGGCGGAGACGUCCGCCGGGCACAGAAGGAGCCACGAUGCCGAUCAACAAAUCAGAGAAGCCAGAAAGCUGUGAUAAUGUGAAGGUGGUGGUUAGGUGUCGUCCUCUCAAUGAGAGAGAGAAAUCAAUGUGCUACAAACAAGCUGUCAGUGUGGAUGAGAUGAGGGGAACUAUCACUGUACAUAAGACUGAUUCUUCCAAUGAACCUCCAAAGACAUUUACUUUUGAUACUGUUUUUGGACCAGAGAGUAAACAACUUGAUGUUUAUAACUUAACUGCAAGACCUAUUAUUGAUUCUGUUCUUGAAGGCUACAAUGGGACUAUUUUUGCAUAUGGACAAACUGGUACAGGCAAAACUUUUACCAUGGAAGGUGUUCGAGCUGUUCCUGAACUUAGAGGAAUCAUUCCAAAUUCAUUUGCUCACAUAUUUGGUCAUAUUGCAAAAGCAGAGGGUGAUACAAGAUUUUUGGUUCGAGUGUCUUAUUUGGAAAUAUAUAAUGAAGAAGUUCGUGACCUUUUGGGCAAGGACCAGACACAGAGAUUAGAGGUUAAAGAAAGACCUGAUGUGGGAGUCUAUAUCAAAGAUUUAUCAGCUUAUGUGGUAAAUAAUGCUGAUGAUAUGGAUAGAAUUAUGACACUAGGCCACAAAAAUCGUUCCGUUGGCGCGACUAAUAUGAAUGAACAUAGUUCCCGUUCCCACGCCAUCUUUACAAUCACUAUAGAAUGUAGUGAAAAAGGUGUUGAUGGUAACAUGCACGUCAGGAUGGGGAAGCUCCACCUUGUAGAUCUUGCUGGUUCAGAAAGACAAGCAAAAACUGGGGCUACUGGGCAGCGCCUAAAGGAAGCUACUAAAAUUAAUCUUUCGCUUUCUACACUCGGUAAUGUAAUUUCUGCCUUGGUUGAUGGAAAAAGCACUCAUGUGCCCUAUCGUAACUCUAAAUUGACUCGUCUUCUUCAGGAUUCCUUAGGAGGAAAUUCAAAAACCAUGAUGUGUGCAAAUAUUGGGCCAGCAGAUUACAAUUAUGAUGAAACUAUCAGUACAUUACGGUAUGCUAACCGUGCUAAGAAUAUUAAGAAUAAAGCUAGAAUUAAUGAAGAUCCAAAGGAUGCUUUACUUCGUCAAUUUCAGAAAGAAAUAGAAGAACUGAAAAAAAAACUUGAAGAAGGGGAAGAAAUAUCAGGCUCUGAUAUCAGUGGGUCAGAGGAUGAUGAUGAUGAAGAGGGUGAGGCUGGAGAAGAUGGAGAGAAAAGGAAAAAAAGACGGGAUCAAGCAGGUAAAAAGAAAGUUUCCCCAGAUAAGAUGGUUGAAAUGCAAGCAAAAAUUGAUGAGGAGAGAAAAGCACUUGAAACAAAGCUCGACAUGGAAGAAGAGGAAAGAAACAAGGCUAGAGCUGAAUUAGAGAAACGAGAAAAAGAUCUUCUUAAAGCCCAACAAGAGCAUCAGUCUUUGCUAGAGAAAUUAUCUGCGCUGGAGAAGAAGGUAAUUGUUGGUGGUGUUGAUUUGUUGGCGAAAGCUGAGGAACAAGAGAAACUUCUUGAAGAAUCUAAUAUGGAACUGGAAGAAAGGAGGAAGAGAGCUGAGCAACUUCGCAGGGAACUUGAGGAAAAAGAGCAAGAACGCUUGGAUAUUGAAGAAAAAUAUACCAGUUUGCAAGAGGAAGCGCAGGGAAAGACCAAGAAAUUAAAGAAAGUUUGGACUAUGCUGAUGGCUGCGAAGUCAGAGAUGGCUGAUCUCCAACAAGAACAUCAGAGGGAGAUCGAAGGCCUACUAGAGAACAUUCGACAGCUUAGCAGGGAGCUUCGGCUUCAGAUGCUUAUUAUCGAUAACUUUAUACCUCAGGAUUAUCAGGAAAUGAUUGAAAACUACGUCCAUUGGAAUGAAGACAUAGGAGAAUGGCAGCUGAAAUGUGUUGCCUACACAGGAAAUAACAUGAGGAAGCAGACUCCAGUUCCUGAUAAAAAAGAGAAAGAUCCCUUUGAAGCGGACCUUUCCCAUGUGUAUCUUGCCUAUACUGAGGAGAGCCUCCGGCAGUCCUUGAUGAAGUUAGAGCGGCCACGGGCCUCAAAGGGAAAAGCAAGGCCAAAGACGGGGAGAAGAAAGCGUUCUGCAAAGCCCGAAACUGUGAUUGACUCUUUACUUCAGUAAGUGUUACAGACUGAAAAUCUCAAUAAAAAUUAGUGACUGUCUCAUGCCUGGACAAAAUCUUUAAUUAAAACGCUGAAGACUUCUGUGUAAUUUCAAAUAAUGGAAAUUGUAAAUCAUGGAGUAAGACUGGAAUAAUUUGUCUAAUAACUUUUAGUCUAUAUAUGUUAAGUUAAUAUAACAUUAAAAUUGCACAACUGGUAAUUGUUCCAAUUGUCGUAUUACUCUGCAAUUUAUACUCUAUAGGGAAAUUGGGGGAGCAGCUCAUACUGUAAAGAGUUGCAGUUUAAAUGUAUACAUAAAUCUGCUAGUAAUUUACUCAACUACUGUAUAUUUAGAUAACUGAAUAUUCAAAAUAGAAAAAAGUGUCCUGUUUUGCGCACACAGUAGCAGUUCUAAUUGUCUUGUGUUAGGCUGUUAUAUAUGAAUGUAUGGGCUACAAAACUAAGAAAUGAUUCAAUCCUAAUACCCUGUCUAAAUAUGUUCUAAUUUUUAUAUUGUCACUCAUUGCAUUUUAAAUAGUAGAUGACUGAUCUUAUUGAUUUGUAGAAAAUUUAUAAUUUGACAGUCUUUAGAAGUAUACAUGUUUAACAAACAAAAGUUGAAAAUAUGUUUCAUCUGGUCCUCUCGACUUUUUUGUCACUUUGAGUUCAAGUUGAAUAUACCUUUUUGUUCUGGUUUCAUGUUCUCCUGAAGCAUUGAAUUUGUGCCUAAAUAUAAAGGAGUCACAGAUACAGAAAAUUAAGAAGCUAAACACUGGUCACUCAUCUUGCCCAUAUGUGUCUUAUUUUUGAAGUGUGAUUAAUGGAUGCUUUCCUUUGAGUUCUAAAUUUUGAUGGAAAUUGCUCUGUAACUCCCAACUGAGAAAGGUCUCCAUUUUCUAAAGAAAAUAACCAAAGCAAGAAAAAUAUCUUUUAAUCCUUUGCCUUUAAAAUACUUUUUGUUUUUCUUUAUAUUUUAUUAAAUGAAAAUAUUAUUGCCUGAAUUUCUUCCAUUGACAAAUCCAGUUAGCUAUAUUCCUCUAAAAAUAGAAAUUACUUUUAUAGUAAAAUAAGUUGAAAUAGAACUGUUUUCUUUUGUUGGCUGCUUACAAAUUUUUUAUUUUUUUGAACAUUAUGCUACACCUACACCACUUAAUAUAUCUUUUUAUGAAUUUUAAAAUUAUAUAAUCAGCCAUGAAACACAUUGGUUGCAAGUGUUGAGACUUCAUAAAUUAGUAUUUAUUAAGUUAACAUUAUUUUAAGAAGUUUGGUUAAAGUAGUUUAUAAUUACAAAGCUGUACAGAGUGGGGUGAGUGAAGGUGAUGCACUUGUGAGGUGAUAGUAGAAAUGUGUCCACAGACUGAAAGUGCUUUCCAGAGGUGGGCAUGAAGCAUCCUGUGUGUGGUGCGUAUUUUCUAGGUAAUAAGAAUUGUGUUUAACGGGCAGCAUUUUCUUUGUAACGUGUAAGAUAGUUAGAAGUUUAUAACUUACUCCAUGGGGCAUUGUUUACAUACUGUGAAGACUUGAGGUGAAUUUGUGUCUUGUAAAAGUUUUGUGUGAGCAGAAUGUCUUGGCAAUUUUGAUGCACAUUUAACUCUGUUAUACUCUAGAGAAAUCCUAAUUUUACCAGGAGAAAGAAAAGAUGAAUACUUCUUUGAAAAGUCCACAUUUCUAGCCUUUAACUAUCCAGUUAAUAAGAAAGGAAUAACUUUUGCAUUAAACUCUAAAACAUUGUAGAAAAUUUAAGCCAGUAUGUUAUGUUUUCUUUUCUAUUCCAUUUCACUGCAAUUACGAAAAGCAACCUAUAAAAAGUCAAAGUGCUGAAAAUUUUAAAAAAUAGUCUGCUUUAACAAUUUUUUUUAAGCAUUUAUGCUACAACUGAUUAUACCAGAUGGACAAUAAAUAUUCAUUUUAUGAAAUACCAAAAUUAGAUAUUUGAGGCAGACCUGAGUAAUCCAUAUGAAAACAUGGACAAUGACUUUAGAGCUAUUUACUUAGCUCCAGUCCAAAGACACAUUUACUGUGUCUUUGUGCACAAAUGAAAUAUUUUGUAACUUCAGUCUUAAUUUCAUAAAAGGGGAUCGAUGAACAGACUUGCCCAUUAUAUGAAAUCAGCAGAUUUAAAAUAGGUUUUUGAAUAGGUAUUUUCUUUUUAAUUUAAAAUAGUAAUAUUUAUUAAAAGGAGUCUUGGUAGAGGUUGUUUGUGGUAUAUUCUUUAAUAAACCUUGUAAUUGUAUAUACUAAUAAUUAGGAUAUUAAAACAAUAGUAUUCCCAUUUUUGUUUAGAUUGUUAUAAAGUAUAAAAUUAAUCAGAGGAGGGGAGAGUCUGCAUCUCUGUGUUUAUCCUGCAAGUAGAAUCCAUUCGACAAGCUGUGUCAUCUACUUUCUAGGAAAAAGAGCCCUUUUUUGUAGUAAGAAAUUCAAGGUUACUUUGGAGUUGGCAGAUGGUGCCGCUUUAUUUGUAACAUGUUUUUUAAAUUAUGAUUAUGGUCGUGGGGUUGUUUUUUUGUUUUGUUUUAUUUCCUUUUAGUCAUUUUAAAAAUGUCUUUCCCCUUAACUCUUAUCUGAAGGAAAGUCCCUCUCUUUCCUACAGGACUGUGAAUUAAGGAAUGGGUGGAGUUUACAUUUAAGCACGCCAGUGUCUGUGCGAUUUCUUAAUGUAUACAUUUGUUUUCCUUUUUAGUUAUUCUUUGUUCUUAAAAUGCUAGAAGAAAACAUAGGUCUUCCUAGUGCCUUCGAGCUUAUACUGUAGUCUGACUGAUUUAAAUCAUUAAUAACUUCAAAAGUAUUACUACACUACUGUAUACUGGCCAGAAUUACAAAUUGUACAGUGAGUUUGUUGCAUUAAUUUCAAAAGCCACACUUCCAUCGUAUUUUAUGUAUAAAUUGUAUUUGUUCAAGUUGUACAUAUUGAUAUUGUAUAUAUAUACGUGCAGCAUGGGUUAAUAAGAAAUAAAAGUGUUUACCUAAUGCUAUUAA